Grus americana (Whooping crane) is the source of this 799-nucleotide messenger RNA. It is a transcript of the gene CIDEB, whose product is annotated as cell death inducing DFFA like effector b. The record is from RefSeq and is a predicted model, not a curated record. Gene Ontology annotation, biological process: apoptotic process; regulation of apoptotic process. The transcript is spliced from 5 exons. NCBI's taxonomy places the organism in Eukaryota, Metazoa, Chordata, Aves, Gruiformes, Gruidae. Bases 122 to 730 code for a protein of 202 amino acids.
GCGUGGCCUCGUGAAGCAACCUGCCCUCUAUGGGUCAGCCCCCGCCCCGCCCCGGGAACUUUGGACUUUGCUCCCCCCCCCCACCCACCACCCCCGGUCCCGUCUGGGUGCCCAUCCCGGGAUGGACGUGCUGCGGGCGGUGGCCCGUCGGGCCUGGUCCCCCCCGUCCCCGCAGCCGCGGCCUUUCUGGGUGUGCGACCGGCGGCGGGGGCGGCCCCGGGGGUUGGUGGCCGCCAGCCUGGAGGAGCUGCGGGAGCAGGCGGGGGAGGCGCUGAGCCUGGGGCCGCUCGUGACGCUGGUGCUGGCGGAGGACGGGACGGCCGUGGAGACCGAGGGGUUUUUUGGGGCGCUGGCACCCCACACCCCCCUCAUGGCCCUGGCGCCGGGGCAGCGCUGGGAGCCCCCCAAGGCCAGGCUGUUCAGGGAGCAGUGGGAGCCCGAAGCCCCCCGGGCGCAGGGGUCCCACCCCCGGGACGAGGUGGCCCGGGUGACGGUGGCCCUGGCCAAGGCGAGUCCCCACGACCUGGUGGGGCAGCUGCGGGUGACGGCGGCCGUGAGGGGCCUCCGCUGCGACGUGGGGGGGCUGGGCCCCGAGCGGCUCCUCAGGGAGCUGCUGCGGCUGCUGGCGGCCAUGACGCGCGCCGUGGGGCAGAGCCUCCUGAGCCUCUCCGCUGCCCUCCGGCGCCUCUUGGACAGCCCUCCGCCCCACGGGGUCACCUAUGACCGCUAAGCCCCGCCCCCUGACCCCUGACCCCACCCCCUGACCCCUGACCCCACCCCCUGACCCCUGACCCCACCC